Molecule: messenger RNA, 804 nt
Organism: Cutaneotrichosporon oleaginosum
Lineage: Eukaryota; Fungi; Basidiomycota; Tremellomycetes; Trichosporonales; Trichosporonaceae
Source: RefSeq, a predicted model, not a curated record
GUGUACGGCACGGCGUGGAAGAAGGAGCGCACCGCAGACCUGGUGUAUACAGCGCUUAAAGCGGGGUUCCGGGGCAUUGACACCGCCUGCCAGCCAAAGCACUACCGCGAGGACCUCGUCGGCGUCGGCCUGCAGCGCGCGCUCGCCGACGGCCUCGUGACGCGCGACGAGCUCUACCUCCAAACGAAAUAUACGAGCAUCGACGGGCAAGACCGCGCGCAAGCGCUGCCGUACGACCUGCGCGCCCCCGUCGGCGAGCAAGUGGCGCAGAGCGUCGCGCGCAGCCUGCAGAACUGGGGCGUGGAUGCGCUCGACGCGGUUGUGCUGCACUCCCCGCUGCGUACGCGCGCCGCCACGCUCGAGGCGUACCGCGCGCUCGAGGCGUGUGUGGGCGAAGGCAAGAUCGGACGGCUCGGCGUCUCGAACAUUUACGAUGCGGACGAGCUUGCAUGGCUCAUCGCGCAGGCGCAGGUGCCCGUCAGCGUCGUCCAGAACCGCUGGUACGAGGGAAACGGGUGGGACUGGCCCAUCUAUGAUUUGUGCCAGAAGCACGGGAUUGCGUACCAGUCAUUUUGGACGCUUACGGGGAGCCCGAGCCUCCUCGCGUCCGCCCCGCUGCGGGCGCUUGCGAGCAGAAAGGGGUGCACGCCUGAGCAGGCCGUGUAUCGGCUGUGCCAAUUGUGGAAUAUUACGCCACUGUGUGGGAGCACCAACGAGACGCAUAUGAAGGAGGCACUGGCCGUUGAGAGCCUGUUUGGACACGACGAGCCCGAGGUCACGGCACUGUGGAAGGCGAUGCGGGGG